Molecule: messenger RNA, 1531 nt
Organism: Ziziphus jujuba (common jujube)
Lineage: Eukaryota; Viridiplantae; Streptophyta; Magnoliopsida; Rosales; Rhamnaceae
Product: probable leucine-rich repeat receptor-like serine/threonine-protein kinase At3g14840
Exons: 8
Coding region: 176-646 (156 amino acids)
Source: RefSeq, a predicted model, not a curated record
CUCCGAGUCAGAUUUGAAAAAGAAAAAAUGGCUUCAAAUCUUAACAUACGAAACACCAUCACUAGCCUUGUUAUCCUCAUAUUGCUCGUCUUCUUAGGACUUGAGGCAAUCAAAGUUUUCAGCCAAAAAAAAGGAGCAAUCAAAGUAGAUACACAGGCCAGGUUUGAGCUUCCUGAUGAUGAAGGAUACCCAAAAGAUUAUGGAAGGUGAAGCUCUUAGAGAAAUCGACCCCUGCAGCGAAGACCCAAACUGGGAAACAGCAAACUAUACUCAAGACAGGCCAUUGUACAACAGUUCUCUUAUUUGCAAUUGUUGCUAUCCUGUUGUUGUUAAAUGCCACGUUGUUCAUCAGCUACAUGUUAAAGGGAAGGAGCUUUGUGGUAAAAUUCCUCCAUCUCUAGCAACGCUACCUUACCUCGAAACAGCUAAUUUCACACAGAACUACGUAGGUGGUAGCAUGCCUCCAGAAUGGACUACUUCUAUGAAGAACUUGGACUAUCUGUCCUUGUAUGCGAACAAUUUAUCAGGACCAAUCCCCAUCUACGUGUAUUUGGAAAACAUGACCUCUCCUGUAUAUGUGAGGUUAGAGAACAGCAUGUAUUGUGGAACCGUUCCCCCUGAGCUUGCCAAAUUGUUUAAAAUGUAGCAUCUCAUUUUUACGGCGUCCUGCCAAGUGAUGUUCAAUGGUGGAUUUAACUCAAUCAUCAACAUGCCCCACCAUGAUCUAGGAAGGCGAGAUGAGAAUAAGUUGGCUGUGCAGUAUGGACCACCCCCAAUAAAUUUACCAUCCAUGGGCUCUGGCCCGAUGAGACGUCCCCACGCAUAAAUAGAACUUUCGAUCCCGCUCUUUUGCAUGGUGUCCUUUUGGAACAACUCAAAGAGCAUUGGCCAGGUUUACAAAACAGAUGUGACAGGAAUUACUGCUUAUGGUCCCACGAGUGGGAGACACAUGGAAGAUAUUAUUACAAUGGUUCUAAUCCAGGUUCUCAAGUUGGGUAUUUUCAAAACGGAGUUAAUUUAUUCCUUAGAGGAGAGAUAAAGGAAGCUCUCGGUAACCUAUCGGAACCAGGAGAGUACGAAACUUUCGUUAUCCUUGAAAGACUAAAAAAUAUAACGACCUUUGUCCCUUCAUUGUAUUGCAAGAAUGAUUCACAUAAUAGAACCUUACUGACGGAGAUAAAGUUUUGCCUGCAAGCCGAUUUAACGACUCUCACAGACUGCCAGAAGAAUCAGUCUGGCUGUGGAACAGCAUUUUAUGUCAAGUUAAACGAAGUAUAAUCACUGAUGAAAAAAUCAUUUGAUUUUGCUCAGUUGUUUCUUUCCACUGCCACUAUAUGUUUUCAGAACUCUAGACCGUGCAUGUUUUUUUUUUUUUUUUUUCUUCUAUACUAUAUUUCUUAAAUGUAACAUAUAUGAAUCUUACUUUGUAUGUAGAAGUAAGAAAACAUUACUUUGUAUGCAUAUUCUUAAUUUUCAAUUUCUUAAAGAUGUAUUUACCCAAAAAAAAAAAAAAAAUCUUAAAUAUGCAUUU